CUAAUAGAAUUUGCCCAAAACUCCACCAUAGUGUUUGAAACCCAAAAACCCUCCCAAACCCCAACCCAACCCAAAAGGCCAAAAUUAUCUUCAUCUUUUAUUACAAGCUCUGCUGCAGUGAUAUGUUAAUGGCUUCUGUCACAACCUCCCCUUUUCUUUCCACUCCAGAAUUUUGUGGAUUAAAUAGAAGCUUAAGAUCUUCACAAAGGCAGAGAUGGUGUGCUAGGAGAUCUGGUCACGGGACUAUAUCCGCCAGCAUUGUUCUGAAGCCUCCUCCUUAUGAACUGCAUGCUCUAGAACCACAUAUGAGCAAAGAGACAUUGGAGUAUCAUUGGGGAAAGCACCAGAGGAAUUACGUCAAAAACCUAAACCAGCAAAUUGAGGGGACCGAAUUAGAUGGAAUGACAUUAGAAAAAAUAAUAUCGGCUUCAUACAACAAAGGAGAUAUUCUUCCGACUUUUAACAAUGCAGCACAGGUUUGGAACCAUGAGUUUUUUUGGGAGUCUAUGAAACCCGGUGGUGGUGGAAAGCCUUCUGGUGAACUAUUAGAAUUGAUUAACAGAGAUUUUGGCUCAUUUGAAGGCUUAAUCAACGAGUUUAAGUUAGCUGCCACUACUCAGUUCGGUUCUGGGUGGGCAUGGCUUGCAUAUAAAGAGCAUAAACUCGACAUACCAAAUGCUAGGAAUCCACGGCCGUCAGAGGAGGACAAGAAGCUUGUUGUUGUGAAGAGCCCAAAUGCAAUUAAUCCUCUUGUGUGGGAGUAUCAUCCACUCCUCACUUUAGAUGUCUGGGAGCAUGCAUACUACCUCGACUUUGAGAACCGUAGGACUGAUUAUAUAUCGACUUUCCUCAAUAAGCUUGUAUCAUGGGAAACGGUUAGUUCCAGGCUUGAAGCAGCCAAGGUUCUAGUAGCAGAGAGGGAAAAAGAGAUGGCAGAAAUUGAUGCGGUCGAUGACCUGGACACAAUAGAACCUGAUGAUACGGAUAUGUAUUUUGAAAGUGAAGCAGAGGAUGGUGAAGAUUUUAUAGAUGAUGAUGAAUGAUGAUCAAUUUUGCUUAGAAAUAGAUAUAUUAGAGUUGUCAAGUUAUGUAAUUGCAUCUUUAGUAACUUGGGUUAAAAGAUGUUUGUAAUGCCUAGAAAAUUAGAAAUAGAUACGAGUAUUAGAGAUGCUAUUAACUGGAAAAGACGGCAUGAUAUGAUUCUAUAAUCUUAAACCUGAUCCUUAAUUUA
This is a messenger RNA of Erigeron canadensis, 1231 nucleotides long. RefSeq names its product superoxide dismutase [Fe], chloroplastic-like. Bases 123 to 1043 code for a protein of 306 amino acids. The record is from RefSeq and is a predicted model, not a curated record. Gene Ontology annotation, biological process: superoxide metabolic process. NCBI's taxonomy places the organism in Eukaryota, Viridiplantae, Streptophyta, Magnoliopsida, Asterales, Asteraceae. The transcript has 8 exons. Gene Ontology annotation, cellular component: chloroplast nucleoid. Gene Ontology annotation, molecular function: metal ion binding; superoxide dismutase activity.